UUUAAACAAAGACACAACAUUCGUCAACGCAAAAUUACAAAAUUUGUAACAGACAAAGAAGUUCACACCAUGCCAGAAAUUAUCGCCUCUGCAGAAAUGUUUCGCAUUCAAACAAAACAAUUGAUAUCUAACUUCGAUAGUGACUUCGUUAUUAAUACAGAUCAAACAGGAUGUCAAUACCAAUCAAUGUUUAAUAGGACACUGACGGAAAAAGGAAGCAAAGCAGUGUUUGCAAAAGUACAAGACAUGACCAAGGUGUCACACUCAUAUACUGCACAAUAUAGCAUAACAUUAUCUGGAAAAUUACUACCACAUGUUUUUAUUUGUUUGCAAGAGCCUACAGGUGAUUUUGGGCCAAGAAUAAAGAAAAACGUAGAAGAAUAUUUAAAAAAAUACAAAAAUGUUAUUGUCACAUCAUCAAAAUCAGGAAAACUGACAACUACUCUCUAUAAAAAUUUUCUAGAGAAAUGUUUAAUGCCAUAUGUUCAAAAAAAUAAAUUUCUUUUAAUUAUUGACUGGUGGACAGGACAAGUGAAGCCAGAAUUAUAUGAUGAAAUAUUUCAGGAUGAUAAAAAAUGCCUACAUGCACAUUUAAAGUUAUACCUCCAAAAUGUACUCCGUUAG
Molecule: messenger RNA, 624 nt
Organism: Cotesia glomerata
Lineage: Eukaryota; Metazoa; Arthropoda; Insecta; Hymenoptera; Braconidae
Exons: 2
Coding region: 70-624 (184 amino acids)
Source: RefSeq, a predicted model, not a curated record